Molecule: messenger RNA, 1140 nt
Organism: Dipodomys ordii (Ord's kangaroo rat)
Lineage: Eukaryota; Metazoa; Chordata; Mammalia; Rodentia; Heteromyidae
Gene: Carhsp1
Product: calcium regulated heat stable protein 1, 24kDa
Exons: 4
Coding region: 259-702 (147 amino acids)
Biological process (GO): regulation of mRNA stability
Cellular component (GO): cytoplasm
Molecular function (GO): mRNA 3'-UTR binding
Source: RefSeq, a predicted model, not a curated record
GGUGCUCUACCAUUUGAGGCAUGCCUCCAGCUUUGCCUUUUGCUGGCUAUUUUGGCGAUGGAGUGAAGACUUUGCUACCUAGGCUGGCCUUGAACCUCAGUCCUCCAGAUCUUCAGCUGCCCCCUGAGUAGCUAGGAGUGCAGGCGUGACCCUGGUGCUCAUCAGCUCAUUCACCUUGGCAUCUUGUUGCACCACUGUGCUCGAAGGAGGCUGGCGACUGCCGGAGGAGCCCAGAGCCGGUGCCUGAGCUGGUCAGCCAUGUCAUCUGAGCCUCCCCCGCCGCCACAGCCCCCCACGCAUCAGGCCCCGGUCGGGCUGCUGGACACUCCUCGGGGCCGGGACCGGUCACCUUCUCCACAUCGGGGCAACGUGGUCCCCAGCCCUCUGCCCACCCGCCGGACCAGGACCUUCUCCGCGACGGUGCGGGCAUCCCAGGGCCCUGUCUACAAAGGAGUCUGCAAGUGCUUCUGCAGGUCCAAGGGCCAUGGCUUCAUCACCCCAGCUGACGGCGGCCCCGACAUCUUCCUGCACAUCUCUGACGUGGAAGGGGAGUACGUCCCGGUGGAAGGCGACGAGGUCACCUAUAAGAUGUGCUCCAUCCCACCCAAGAACGAGAAGCUGCAGGCCGUGGAGGUGGUCAUCACUCACCUGGCACCAGGCACCAAGCAUGAGACGUGGUCUGGGCACGUCGUCAGCAACUAGGGGACCCGCACGACCCUUCUCCCGGGUUUGGGGGAGACUCUGGGGGGAGGAGGAGGCGGGGCUACCCCGGCCAUGACGCCAAUUCUAUCAUGCGAUGGGGCUUCCAGUUGGGACGCGACAUUCCUGGAGGAGGAGAGGGGAAUGGCGGAGGGUAGGCAUGGGGGGUGGAGAGGGGCUUGGCGGCCACCAGCACAGCCUCCCGUCAUCGCAACACGCUCUCCCCACCUGAAAAGCAUUAAAAGCAUUUAAAAAGGAGAGGCGCCCCCUGGUGGCUGAGUGGAAGGGCCACCCCGCCCCCCCCUAGCUCUGGGGUGGGUCUCUGGUAGUAGUUUCCUAGCUGUUGGGCUCAGCCCGCCCAUCCCCUUCUGUAUUGGAGAUUCAAAAUCCUCAGGCCUGUGGCCUACUGAGACUUCCCCAGGGAAAUUCCUCACGCCCUCC